AUGGCGAGAGAGGGGAUAAGCGAUGACGAAAACACCGAGUCAAUGUCCGAGCUCAAUGGUAAUCCGUGUUCGCCAAAGAAAUCUAUGGAUUUUCGGAUAUCUUCGAGUAAAAGUUUCCAAACAGUUAGCCGAGGAGAGCACUGUGUCGCUUUCAACAUCACUCAAGCACAAAAAGUUUUCGAUUCGAAUGGCGAUCAUGCGAUAACCCUUGCCAGCCAUGCUACUGCUAAUUUCUUUCCAAUCAUCUAUGAACAAUUAAAAGCAUGGAAUGGUCCAGUGUCAUUGUCACUUUUCAUCGAUCGUCACUCAAUAUCGAUUCUUGGAAUAAUUCUUCGAUUGCACGAAUGUAGCUCAGUCUUUCAGGAAAAGUUAAAUGUUCACAUCGUUUUCUCGGGAUCUCCAUUCGAUAGUGGGAAAUGUCCUAUUCUUGACAUUGUCCCGAAUUCGAUCUCAUGUCAGAAACUCACCUACAAAUUUGUCUCAAAAUCAGUCUCCUCAUUGCUAGCUCCAUUUCAAAUCUAUCCGAUCAAUUUGAUGAGAAAUGUUGCUCGUCUUGGCGCUUCUUCUGACUUUCAUUUUGUUACCGAUAUCGAAAUGAUCUGCUCUCAUAAUUUUGCGACUUUAGCUAAAAGAUUCGCAAAUGAUUAUUUGAGUUCCGGUCAGAAAAACGCGAUUGUGAUUAGAAGAUUUGAAGUUCGAUCAAAUGUCUCACCGCCACGAUAUGUAAAAGAUUUGAAUCGAAUGUUUUAUGCCAAAGAAGCUUUCGAAUUUCACCAUGUACAUUUCCCGGCAGGACACACGAUUCCCGGUUUGUGGACAUGGUUGAAGAAGUCGCUGAAGAAAGAGAUGUCCAUUGAAAAGAUUUCCUACAGAGGUUCCUCCUGGGAACCACAAAUUAUCAUUCAUGCAACAGCUCCAUUGAACGAAGAGAAUGUUCCCACUCGACAUCGAGAUCAACAAGUUUUGGCAUGGGAACUAUGCCGUGAUGGCUAUGAAUUCUGGGUCCCCACUCAUCUUUUCAACGUUCAUCGUGGCAUCAAAACCCAGCAAACACAUCUCAAUUUUGCUACCUAUCUCACAAAUCGAAAAGAGCUCACAUCACAUAGAUUUACAGGCUCUACUGGACCCGCGUAUCUCUUUCUCCACGCUUGGAAUAUCAUCGAGAGAGAAGCCGAUAUGAGAGAGAUGAUGACUGGCAAACAUGUGGUACGAGAUGUUGAAUGCGGGAAAUGCAAGAAUCGAUUAGGAUGGAUGUACGAAUUUGCGUAUUCAGAAGAUCAACGCUACAAAGAGAAACAGGUGAUCCUCGAAAAAUCGCUGAUAAUGACGGUGGAGGGGUUGAAUGAUCCGACGAUGUUGGAAAGAGAUGAAGAGAAGAAAGGGGACGAGGAUGAGGAUCACAUCCCGCCAAUCAAUGAGACACGAGCUAAGGUGCAAAUCUCAUCAAAAAAGAAUCGUCCCACCAACAAAGCAAAGACUUCUUUA
Molecule: messenger RNA, 1485 nt
Organism: Mesorhabditis belari
Lineage: Eukaryota; Metazoa; Nematoda; Chromadorea; Rhabditida; Rhabditidae
Source: the annotation of a GenBank genome assembly